UUUCUCUUCUGUACUGGCCACUCUCGUCUGCGCGGCUCCGCGCGGCGCUCUCCAUUCCUCUCCGGCCACUCGAUCCUCCUCCGCCACCUCCCCCUCUCGCCGCCGACCACCGGCGCGUUAGCUUGGGAUCUUGGUCUAAUCGUCCGCCGCGCGAGCUCAUACCAUCGUUUUACUCCCAUCUGUGUCCUUUCCGGCGGCACCGCACGCCAUGCGCGCCACGUGUUCGCGCAAUUGCCUGGCCGAGCUGCUCCGCCGCCUUGGCCAGGUCCAGGCGCAGGGCCAACCGCGCUGCCCCUCCCAGCUAUCUUCCGCGCGCUCCAUGACGCGCGGCCGGAGCGUGAACGAGCGGAGCAAGAAGAAGCGCGUGAACGACCUCGAGGUGGUCAUCGAGCGCUGCAAGGUGGUCUCCAAGGUGCUGGCCGUGGUGGACGCGCUCAAGAUGGAGGAGGAGCACGUCACCCCUCUCAAGCGCCUCGAGAUCCUGCGCCCGCAGCUCGGGCUCGCCAAGCCGCACAAGGUCGCCCACUUCGUGCACAGCUCGCCGCAGCUCUUCGAGGUCUGCCGCGACAGCCGCGGCGUCAUGUGGGCCGGCCUCUCUCCGCCGGCUGAGGCGCUCGUUGAGGAGGAGGCGCGCCUGCUGGAGGAGCACUCCCCCACGGCCGCAGAGUACGUGACCAGGCUGCUCAUGAUGUCGGUGCAACGGCGCCUGCCCGUUGACAAGAUCGCGCAUUUCCGGCGUGACAUGGGGCUUCCUCAUGAUUUCCGGGCACGGUGGGUGCACAUGUUCCCUGAGCUCUUCAGGUUGGUUACACUGGAGGAUGGCGACUACUUGGAGCUUGUUUCCUGGAACCCAAACUGGGCGGUCACUGAGCAUGAGAAGAAUAUGGCAGCACUGGCCGGUAACACCAAUGCCAGUUCCAAUGCUAGUACACCAGGAGAGCUCUCUCUUCCAUUCCAGAUGAAGUUCCCACCAGAUUUUAAAAGUUACUACAAAUUUAGAGGAAAAGCUCAUCACUAUGUGAAAACCGGCAAUACCGAGCAGUUUCAGAAGACAACCUACCUGUCCCCUUAUGCAGAGGCAAAAGAUUUGACCCCUGGAUCUCAUGAGUUUGACAAGAGGGCAGUCGCGGUGAUGCACGAGAUACUGAGCUUCACAUUGGAGAAGAGGCUGGUAACUGACCACCUGACGCAUUUCCGUCGUGAGUUUGUUAUGCCACAGAAGCUGAUGAGGUUGCUACUGAAGCAUUAUGGUAUUUUUUAUGUGUCUGAGAGGGGGAAGCGGCUGAGCGUGUUCUUGACAGAGGCAUAUGAUGGGACAGAGUUGAUAAAAAAGGCUCCGUUGGUAAGGUGGAGAGAGAAGGUCCUUCGACUUACUGGUUACAGAGGAAAAAACAAGAAUAUUGGAAAAGUUCAUGAGUCGUCUGAUUCUGAGCACUGUUUGUUUGGUGCGAGCUCAUCAACAUGUGACGGUGGUAGCAGUGAUGACGAUGGUGCUGAUACUAUAUUGCAUGUCGAAAGUGAAGAUUCAGAUGAUUUCUUGGAUGAUGGCACUCUUACAGAUGAUGGUGAGAUGGAUGAUGUUGACAUGGAUGAUGGUCAGAUGGAUGAUGCUGGGAUGGGUUUUUUCUAGGGAGAAACAUGUUGAGAUGGUUUUAGGAGAUGUAAGUGAUUAUGCAGUGUCAGUGAAAUCCAGUUAGUAGCCUACUAGCCUAACAUAAUGAACACUUAUGUUUUUUCCAUUUCCUGAACAUUAAGCUUACAAGCGAGUAGGAAGGUUUCAUAUGCGAGCUUGUUUAGGGAUUUCCUGGCUGAUGUUUGAUGAUAUUGUGGUCAAUGAUCCAAACAUGACUGGAUAUCCUGGAAAGUCAGCGCUGCAGGAUCUCAUAACAUCUACCCCCUGUCUUGAGCAACCAUGGUGCUGCUGUUGUUUACUACCUGAUGUCGAAGGUGGACUUUGAAUACCGGAAAGCAUGGAUGAUUGGCAUUGAUAUGAAAACAAAGACUCUGCAAGGGAUUGGCCUUGCUUUCCACCAAUAGAUCCCUCUAUUCCAGUCCUGCCUACCAUGCAUGUUCACUCUCUGGAUAUCUGGACAAGACUUCAAGUAAUUCUAUUGGGGCUUACUCUUUACAAUGCCGGUACUCGUAGGAGUGCCUGCUCUUAGUCCUUUAGUUGACCAGUCGUGUUUUUUCAGCUCAUGUAUCAGUAUUGACGUAUUUGGGCUGGAAUAUUUUGUUCUGCACCGUUUGUGGUUGUUCAUCUACUAGCGGUGGAACCUGAGUAGGAACCAUGUGUUUUAAUGCACAUUUGCUUGUAUGAUAAUUUGAUCUCAACCAGAUUCGUCAUAACAGACGUAAGGUUAGCCAUAUCAUAUUGCUGUAAAACUGCCUGCAUCGAGUGAUAAUUCCGUGCUGAUUAGUGUAGUUUUUCA
Triticum aestivum (bread wheat) is the source of this 2429-nucleotide messenger RNA. Its product is annotated as protein WHAT'S THIS FACTOR 1 homolog, chloroplastic-like. Lineage: Eukaryota; Viridiplantae; Streptophyta; Magnoliopsida; Poales; Poaceae. Bases 209 to 1630 code for a protein of 473 amino acids. The transcript has a single exon. Gene Ontology annotation, molecular function: RNA binding. The record is from RefSeq and is a predicted model, not a curated record.